Budorcas taxicolor (takin) is the source of this 4693-nucleotide messenger RNA. It is a transcript of the gene IRS2, whose product is annotated as insulin receptor substrate 2. Gene Ontology annotation, biological process: insulin receptor signaling pathway. NCBI's taxonomy places the organism in Eukaryota, Metazoa, Chordata, Mammalia, Artiodactyla, Bovidae. The record is from RefSeq and is a predicted model, not a curated record. Gene Ontology annotation, cellular component: plasma membrane; cytosol. Gene Ontology annotation, molecular function: insulin receptor binding; phosphatidylinositol 3-kinase binding.
GCCGGGCCGAGCUGCGCGGCCUGAAGCGCCCGCGAUGGCGAGCCCGCCGGAGCACGGGCCCCCCGGGCCGGCGGGCGGGGACGGCCCCAACCUCAAUAACAACAACAACAACAACAACCACAGCGUGCGCAAGUGCGGCUACCUGCGCAAGCAGAAGCACGGCCACAAGCGCUUCUUCGUGCUGCGCGGGCCCGGCGCGGGCGGCGACGAGGCGGGCGCGGGCGGGGGCCCGGCGCCGCAGCCGCCGCGGCUCGAGUACUACGAGAGCGAGAAGAAGUGGCGGAGCAAGGCGGGCGCCCCGAAGCGGGUCAUCGCGCUCGACUGCUGCCUGAACAUCAACAAGCGCGCCGACGCCAAGCACAAGUACCUGAUCGCCCUCUACACCAAGGACGAGUACUUCGCCGUGGCAGCCGAGAACGAGCAGGAGCAGGAGGGCUGGUACCGCGCGCUCACCGACCUGGUCAGCGAGGGCCGCGCGGGCGCCGGCGACGCGCCCCCCGCCGCCGCCGCCGCCACCUCCGGGUCCUGCAGCGCCUCCCUGCCCGGCGCCCUGGGCGGCUCGGCGGGCGCCGCCGCGGCCGAUGACAGCUACGGGCUGGUGGCGCCCGCCACGGCCGCCUACCGCGAGGUGUGGCAGGUAAACCUGAAGCCCAAGGGCCUGGGCCAGAGCAAGAACCUGACGGGCGUGUACCGCCUGUGCCUGUCGGCGCGCACCAUCGGCUUCGUGAAGCUCAACUGCGAGCAGCCGUCGGUGACGCUGCAGCUCAUGAGCAUCCGCCGCUGCGGCCACUCGGACAGCUUCUUCUUCAUCGAGGUGGGCCGCUCGGCCGUGACGGGCCCCGGCGAGCUGUGGAUGCAGGCGGACGACUCGGUGGUGGCGCAGAACAUCCACGAGACCAUCCUGGAGGCCAUGAAGGCGCUCAAGGAGCUCUUCGAGUUCCGGCCGCGCAGCAAGAGCCAGUCGUCCGGCUCGUCGGCCACGCACCCCAUCAGCGUGCCUGGCGCGCGCCGCCACCACCACUUGGUCAACCUGCCCCCGAGCCAGACGGGACUGGUGCGCCGCUCGCGCACCGACAGCCUGGCCGCCACCCCGCCCGCCGCCAAGUGCAGCGCGUGCCGGGUGCGCACAGCCAGCGAGGGCGACGGCGGCGCCGCGGCGGGGGCGGGGGCGGGGGCCGGGGCGGCGGCGGGCAGCCCCCUGAGCCCGGGCCCGGUGCGCGCGCCCCUGAGCCGCUCGCACACGCUGAGCGGCGGCCGCGCGGGCAAGGCGGCGCUGGCGCCGGCAGGGGGCGGCCUGCAGCACAGCCGCUCCAUGUCCAUGCCGGUGGCGCACUCGCCCCCGGCGGCCACCAGCCCCGGCAGCCUGUCGUCCAGCAGCGGGCACGGCUCGGGCUCCUACCCGCCGCCCCCCGGCCCGCACCCGCACCUGCAGCACCCCCUGCACCCCCAGCGCCCCUCCAGCGGCAGCGCCUCGGCCUCGGGCUCCCCCAGCGACCCCGGCUUCAUGUCCUUGGACGAGUAUGGCUCCAGCCCCGGGGACCUGAGGGUCUACUGCGGCCACCGGAGCAACACGCCCGAGUCCAUCGCUGAGACGCCCCCGGCGCGGGACGGCAGCGCGGGCGAGCUGUACGGCUACAUGACCAUGGAGCGGCCGCUGAGCCACUGCGGCGGCCGCGCCUACCGCAGGGUCUCCGGGGACGGCGCCCCAGACUUGGACCGAGGGCUGAGAAAGCGGACUUACUCGCUGACCACGCCUGCCCGGCAGCGGCCCGCGCCCCAGCCAUCCUCCGCGUCCCUGGAUGAGUACACCUUGAUGCGGGCCACCUUCUCGGGCAGCUCCGGCCGCCUGUGCCCAUCCUGCCCCGCGUCUUCUCCCAAAGUGGCCUACCACCCGUACCCUGAGGACUACGGCGACAUCGAGAUCGGCUCGCACCGCAGCUCCAGCAGUAACCUGGGCACGGACGACGGCUACGUGCCCAUGACCCCCGGCGUGGCCCUCCUGGGGACGGGCGGCGGGAGCUGCAAGGGCGACGACUACAUGCCCAUGAGCCCCACCAGCGUGUCGGCCCCGAAGCAGAUCUUGCAGCCGCGCCCCGCACCCGCCGCCUUGCCCCCUGCGGGGGCCGCGGUGCCCACGCCCGCGUCGGCGGCCGGCAGGGCUUUCCCGGGCACUGCGGGCGGCUACAAGACCGGCUCCCCGGCCGAGAGCUCCCCCGAGGACAGCGGGUACAUGCGCAUGUGGUGUGGUUCCAAGCUGUCCGUGGAGAGCGCCGACGGCAAGCUGCUGCCCAACGGGGACUACCUCAACAUGUCCCCCAGCGACGCGGGCACCACGGGCACCCCGCCCGACUUCUUCUCGGCCGCGGGGGAGACGCUGCGGGGCAUGCCCGGCUACUGCUACAGCUCUCUGCCCCGCUCCUACAAGGCCCCCCACGCCUGCCACGGCGACAGCGACCAGUACGUGCUCAUGAGCUCGCCUGUGGGCCGGGUCCUGGAGGAGGAGCAGCUGGAGCCGGCCCCCGGCCCCGCGCAGCCGGCCAGUGCCUUCCCGGCCGCGGCGGCUGGCAGCGGCCACCCCCAGCCACCUCAUCCCGCCGUGCCUUCUCCCGGGAGGCCCGGCGGUGGCGGAGGCAGCCGCCCCGACGGCUUCCUGGCCCAGCGCUGCCGGGCAGUGAGACCCACGCGCCUGUCCCUGGAGGGGCUGCCGGCCCUGCCCCGCAUGCACGAGUACCCGCUGCCCCCCGAGCCCAGGAGCCCAGGCGAGUACAUCAACAUCGACUUCGGGGAGGCCGGCGCGCGCCCACUCCUGGCCUCGGCCGCCUCGUCGUCCUCGCUGUUGUCCGCCAGCAGCCCGGCGUCGUCCCUGGGCUCCGGCACCCCAGGCACGAGCGGGGACAGCCGGCAGCGCUCCCCGCUCUCUGACUACAUGAACCUCGACUUCAGCUCGCCCAAGUCGCCGCAGCCGGGCGCCCGGGGCCGGGACCCCGUAGGCUCCUUGGACGCCCUGUUGUCCCCCGAGGCCUCCGUGUACCCGCCGCUGCCCCCGCGCCCGGCCGCCCCCUCCUCGGCCCUGCAGCCGCCGCCACCGCCGCCCCCGCCAGGCGAGCUGUACCGCCUGCCUGCGGCACCCGCCUCCAAGGGCCCGGGCGCGGCCUCCUCCUUGUCCUCGGACACGGGGGACAACGGUGACUACACCGAGAUGGCCUUCGGCGUGGCCGCCACCCCGCCACAACCAAUUGUGGCGCCCCCAAAGCCCGACGGUGCCCGCGUGAGCAGCCCGGUGUCAGGCCUCAAGAGGCUGAGCCUCAUGGAUCAGGUGUCGGGAGUCGAGGCCUUCCUGCAGGCUGGCCAGCCCCCAGACCCGCACCGGGGGGCCAAGGUCAUCCGCGCGGACCCGCAGGGGGGCCGCCGCCGCCACAGCUCCGAGACCUUCUCCUCGACCACCACUGUGACCCCCGUGUCCCCGUCCUUCGCUCACACCCCCAAGCGUCACAACUCGGCCUCGGUGGAGAACGUCUCUCUCAGAAAAGGCAGCGAAGGAGGCGGCGGCGGGGGCAGCAGCGGCAUCCUGGGUGGGUGCGAUGAGCUCCCCUCGUCGCCCCGCCAGUUGCCCCCGCCGACACCUCAGCAGGCGCGGGCCUGGACGCCGGCUCAGCCCGGCGGCGGCCUGGUCGGCUGUCCCGGGGGCACCAGCUCGCCGAUGCGCCGGGAGACCUCCACCGGCUUCCAGAACGGCCUCAACUACAUCGCCAUCGAUGUGAGGGACGAGCCGGGGCUGUCGCCGCCCCUGCAGCAGCACCCGCACGCGCAGACGGGCGACAGGAGCGCCUGGGGCCGCACCCGGAGCCUCGGGGGUCUCAUCAGCGCCGUGGGCGCCGGCAGCCCUGCCGCGGUGUGCGGAGGGCCGGGCCCUGGCGCCCUGCCCGCGGCCAACGCCUACGCCAGCAUCGACUUCUUGACGCAUCACCUGAAGGAGGCCACGGUGGUGAAAGAGUGAAGACCUGUCCAGCUUCAUUCCCGUGACGACACGCAUCACAGAAAACCAUGGGAGGAAGAUGCUCAGCAUUUUUUUUUAAAACACAUCGGAAGCUGCUUGCCAUUUCCUUUUGGAUCUGAGCGAUCGUCGAGUGUGGACGCGCCUGUGACCCAGUUAGAUGUGGACGCGCCCGUCUCCCCCCGUCUCCGGGGGCUGGGGGUGCAGUCUGCCUCCUCUCGUUUGGUUUUCGACGACGUGAGCGGAAGGAGCGACUCACGAGAAGGUCGGACAGUCUUGGUUGUGGCCUGUUUCUCCUCGCCCUCGUUUUGACGCAGCAGAUGUAUCCCGCAGCAUGCUAGGAGAUUCUCCCAGCUCACGUUCAAGUGGUAAAAUCUGGUGUUUACGGACAUCCGCUCAAAACUACCACCGUCCUACCUCAGUCCCAGGUGAAGCUGGGUCGGCAUGGUUGGUGGGGGGGGGGAGUCCCCCUCUGCUGGCUGAGUCUCCAGUGCGGUCAUCUGCCUUAUCCCCCAGCCCCGGACACAGCUGCUCAUCGAAGUCCAGCCCAGGGACCCAUGUGUUUACUCCCACACAGAGCCCCGCGUGGGACUGACAUCUCUCCACGGAGAUGCAACUUCAGAUUGGACUCCGAAGAAUGGAUGGAUAAAUAAUAAUUAUUAUAUGUAACGGAAGCAAGCUACUUUUGCAAAUCAUCAA